Molecule: messenger RNA, 2065 nt
Organism: Anolis sagrei ordinatus
Lineage: Eukaryota; Metazoa; Chordata; Lepidosauria; Squamata; Anolidae
Gene: CERS4
Product: ceramide synthase 4
Biological process (GO): ceramide biosynthetic process
Cellular component (GO): membrane
Molecular function (GO): DNA binding; sphingosine N-acyltransferase activity
Source: RefSeq, a predicted model, not a curated record
CCCACUUUCCCUCAGAAGCCCCUCCCCCUCCUGCCCCUCCCUCCUCCUUUCUCUCUCUCUCUCUCUCUCUCAGUCUGUUGGCGGUCCUCCUCCACUUCGGCUGCUGCUGCUGCUGCUGCUUCUGCAGGAAACAGGCGAUGUCCCUCCCGCUGACAGACUGGCUGUGGCGGCACGAGUUCUGGCUCCCACCGGGCAUCACCUGGGAGGACAUGCGGGAGACGGAGGAAGUGCGCUACCCACAGCCCCGGCACCUACUGCUCAGCCUCCCGCUGGCCCUCCUCCUCGUCGGCCUCCGCUUUCUCUUCGAAAGGAAUGUGGCGUUGCCCUUGAGCCGGCGGAUGGGGCUUCGAGAAAAGGUCCGGAGGAAAGUGGCCCCAAACCCGGUCCUGGAGGCCUUUUACGCCACGCGCCGGAGGAGCCCUCAAGGGGCGGAGUUGGAAGGGCUGGCCAAGCAGUGUGACCUGCAGCCGCGGCAAGUGGAGCGCUGGUUCCGCUCCCGCCAUAAAUGGGACCGGCCCAGCCUGACCAAGAAGUUCUGUGAGGCCAGCUGGCGCUUCACCUACUACGUCACCGCCUUCUGCACAGGAGUGGCCAUCCUCUACAAUAAACCCUGGUUCUGGGACCACCGCGAGUGCUGGGUUGGGUAUCCCCAACAGCCACUCCUGCCCUCCAUCUUUGGCUACUACGUGCUCCAGCUCUCCUUCUACUGCUCCUUGGUGGCCACCCUGCCCUUUGACGUCAAGCGGAAGGACUUCCAUGAGCAGAUUGUGCACCAUGCCGCCACCAUCUUCCUCAUCAGCUUCUCCUACUGUGCCAACUACAUCCGCAUCGGCACCUUGGUCAUGAUCAUCCAUGAUGCACCCGACUGUCUCUUGGAGCCCACCAAAAUCUUCAAUUACUUGAAAUGGCGGCGGAUCUGUGACGCUCUCUUCCUGACCUUCUCGGCCGUCUUCCUCUUUACCCGCCUGGUCAUCUUCCCCUACAAGGUGCUCUACAACACAUACUACUACUCCAUGGAGAUCUUCCAGCCCUUCUUCGGCUACUACUUCAUGAACGGGCUCCUGAUGACGCUCCAGCUUCUCCACCUCUUCUGGUCCUGCCUGAUUGUCCACAUGGUCUACAAGUUCCUCAAGUGUGGCACGAUGGAGAAGGACCUGCGGAGCGACACGGAGGACAGCGAAAAGGCCGAGGACGAGGCAGAGAAGGAGCUGCGGCAGAACGGGAGCGUCAGCAACGGGAGCUGCGGUGAUGGUGAUGGUGUUCUCCUGGGCAAAGAGCGGCCCUUGGAGCUGAACAGCAGGGCCCUCCCGGCCAACGGCCACCACCUGAAGGCCAGAUAGCCCUUCGCUUUGCUCACUUCCUCUCCUCCUUCCUUCUUUCCUUCCUCCCAUCCAUCCAUCCAUCCAUUUUUCCCCAAAUGGUUUCCGGUAGACUGUAGCCUCCUAGCCGAACCUCUGCCGCCUGCAGGAAUAACCAGAAUAACAAGAAGAAUAACUAUUAACAAUAAGUGUACUACUGCUACUACUACAAGAUAAACCUUCUCAUCAGCGCCGUGCUUUGAGUCUCGGGAGGAAAAGGGUCACAAUGGGUCAAACCUGUCGGACGAGGAUUGUUUCGGGAUCGCUUUUGGAAUGGAAAUACGGAUGGACUGAGGAUGCAGGGAAGGACCAGUGCUGGGCCCGGAGGCGGUGAUGCCUUCCCUCCCUCCCUCGGCCGCAGCGGAGUCUCCUCCCUCCACGUUGAGCGUGGACAGGACUCCAGUUGUUCCUUGGGGGUCUUGGGAUCCAAGGGUGGGACCAGAAUGCCGUGGGAAGGUCUGCGCGGGGCGUCGGCGGGUGGGAGAAGGACGCUUGCAUCCCGGAUGGAGAAGGGCGGAGUGUGGCUUCUCCGUAUCUCGAGUUUGGGGCACCGUUCAGUGGACCGUGGCCAAGCAAAGGGGGGAAUGACGGAUGAUGGCCCUGCCUCCACAAUGGGAUGCCUGCACUCCCGCCCUGGCUGCACUUUGGGGUUUCUUUCCUUGAGCCGCCCGGAUGCUGGAAGCGAUAAUAAAACUAAUUCCAGGAAA